Messenger RNA from Ruditapes philippinarum (Manila clam), 3420 nucleotides. RefSeq lists its product as uncharacterized. Gene Ontology annotation, biological process: positive regulation of DNA-templated transcription. Gene Ontology annotation, cellular component: nucleoplasm; chromatin. NCBI's taxonomy places the organism in Eukaryota, Metazoa, Mollusca, Bivalvia, Venerida, Veneridae. The transcript has a single exon. Bases 181 to 2142 code for a protein of 653 amino acids. The record is from RefSeq and is a predicted model, not a curated record. Gene Ontology annotation, molecular function: zinc ion binding; ubiquitin-protein transferase activity.
CUUAUAAAGUAUACCAAAUGUAUUAGCUUUCGAACUGUAUGACAUUAUUUUUUGUGGAAUGUUUGACGUUAGAUUUAACAUGUUAGGUUUAUGAGCCUCGUCUUGAUGUAUCGAUUUAUAUCGCAGUCAUACUUGUCGGUAUUUGUAUAAACCUUUUAUUCUAUUUCGUUUUGGAUUUUGAUGAAAAUGGCAAUGAAUAUUGCCAAUUCUGCGUAUAUGGAUAAUGAAUGCGCUAUUUGUAACGAGACAUUUAAAAAUCCUAAACUCUUAUCGUGUAAUCAUACAUAUUGUGAGCUUUGUAUAAAUACUUGGAUUUCUAAAUCAAAAAAGAAUUCUGGUAUAGAAUGUCCAUUAUGUCGACAAGUUACACCGCCCCCGAAACCUGGUGUAGGCGCAGCAUUUUGGGCAGCUAUGUUACCGGACUUUACAGCUGGAAAAGAUAUUGAUGUUCUGUGUAAACCUUGUGAGGCAAUACAAGAGCGAAAUGCGGCGAAAUUUUAUUGCCUGGAAUGCAAGGAAUACGUGUGUGAUUUCUGCCGUGUGUCUCAUACAAAAUUUAAAGUACUCAAAUCUCACAGGACGGUUGAACUUGACAUUAAUGACGAGAAUAGUAUUCAGUCUUUGAAAGAGUACAGUAAGCUUCUUAUGUGUGACUUACAUCCUGUGAAAGAGAUUGAAUUCUUCUGUGAAGACGACGAUGCUUUAUUUUGUUCAACCUGUGCAUUCCUUCAUCAUAGAUCAUGUUACAGUGUUAAGGAAAUAAAGGCCGAUUAUGCGGAAAUCAAGACCGUAAAACCACUUUCGGCUAUUUCUAAAAACCUUGAAGCAAUUAGAAAAAAGGUAGAAGAGGUUUCUACAUUUCAUAAUAAAAACAAUGAGUUACUUGUAAAGAACGAACGUGAAAUAAUUGCAAAAUUAAAAGCAUCGGAACAAAAUAUUCUAAGUAGCUUCAAACGUUUUCACGGCGAGGUCAUAACCCAAAUGAAUAUAAAGAAUAGGCCUUACAAGAUGACCAAUGAUGAAAAAAUAAAGACCUGCGAUGAAAUUAUUGAGGAUCUUAAAAGGGCUGAAAACACAGCAAAAGAUACAAUGGGCGUGGCUUCAGGUAGCGCAGAAUACGUCAUCAUGUCAAGAAGGCUUGAAAAAAGGUACGAUGAAAUAAAAAAUCAAAUAGAGACAGAAGAGCUCAGUACAAAUACGUCCAACAAGUACAUUUUCGAAUUCAACGAAGACUUUUUCAGAUCGCUCAAACAGAUAGAGACAUAUGGGUGCUACCGAGAAACAAAAUGUCCCCGUUUAAUCAUUGAAUUCUCAACAACGAAAAACAAAUCGAAAUUUCUUCCAGCCAAAGCGAUGAAAAUGAGCUCAAAAUUAGCAAGACAAAAAAACUACUUUCCGUCUGCUUGUUACAUGUUUGAUGAUAAAGAAGAAAGGGUGGUUUUAGCAGACCAAAAUAAAAAGCGUCUGGUUAUUAUGUCAGGAACUGAAAACGAAGAUACUUUCAAACUAAGCUUCACCCCAUACGCUAUCUUGAUAACUAAAAAGAGCCUGUAUGUUUCUUUUCCAUAUGAAAAGAAAGUAAGAAAAUAUGACAUAAAACGUUCUUUCGAGCAAAUUGGUGAAAUUCGAACUAAGCAUAAGUGUUAUGCUAUUGAUUUCCUGUUGAAAACAAGCGAAAGCAAGAUUGUUGUAUCCUUAUAUGACGAAGAAACCUGGAGUCUGGCUAUAUACAGAGUAGAUGGUUCCACUGAAGCUAGUUGCGUUACAGGAGACGCUUCUCAGAACCCUUUCACGUCACUUUGGUAUUUCAAAAUCAUUGAAGGCUGUGUGUAUUGGUCAUGUCAAGAGGAACACUCUGUUAAAGCUUUGAAUCUUGAAUCUUUAGAUGUCUUAUUUGAAUACAGAAACGGAGAGCUCAAACUUCCAGGCGGUAUUUGUAUUGACUCUGAAGAAAACAUUUACAUUUGUGGAAUGGCGUCCACAAAUAUCCACGUCCUUUCAAAAGAAGGAAAGCUUAUUAGAAUUGUUAAGCUGGAUGAAGAUUUUGUGCCAAUAUUUAUUGCAUUCAGUGACAACGGUUCGGAUUUGGUGAUUCUUGGCAAUGCAAACAGUCCGGGGCCAUUCUUCUACCAGUUGAAAUAAAUAGUCACUCCUGUGGCCAAUGAUGAGAAGCUACUACUAAACUGCUAAGCUGCAAAAAUAUUUGUUGUUCUGAAAGAACUUGAGUAAAAGUUGCGAAGUGGAAACAUUUUGUUGAAGAAUGAUCCUGACUUGAUAUGACGUUAACCAAGUGGCAAUUCCUUUCACCAACAUUAACUAACAAAUAAACAAGCGGAUUGUAAUUUAAUGUUGUUGAAAUGAGUUUUUUUUAUAGAUUCCAAACACUUUUCAUUAUACAUUAUGAAUCUAUUACCAAUAUGUACAUUUUAUAACAAGCUUUCGGUAAAUUCUAACAUGCUUUACACUAUUCCAUCGAGCAAAUGGGAAAAUUAGAUGCCUUAUUACACGAUUUAUACUAAUACUAAAUGGAUAUCAGGAAACGUUUUGAAUAUUGGUAUAAGUCGAACACGAUUUACAUUAUUCUGUCGUACCAUUAUGCUAUAACGGGUUCCCCAAAUUAUUAUAUAAUUACACUUUGUAUUUUUAUUGCAAUAUUGAAUAGUAGUGGGUAUGGAAACGUAAAUCCGAGUAGCUUAGUGGUAAGGGGGUUCAGAUUAUAAAGUAGAGUUCAUAUUAAGAAAAUGUUUUGUUUUUAUUUCGAGUUCAAAUCUGCAAUUGUGCAAUAUUUAUUUUUAUGUCUGCAUAGUUUUUACUUUCAGAUAACAUUUUCAUAUUCUCUUUUUUAAACCUUUGAUUAUUUAAUAUUUUGUACAAUUUAAAGUUAAACUUAUAACGGUUUAGCAAAAUUAAAUGCAUUUGACUUUAACAGUCAUUGCAUUGAACAGAUUGAAAAGUAUUGCCAAUUUAAUUCUAUUUAAAACUCUGAAUUCAAUUUGCUACAUUUUUGUAACAAUAUCGGCUCAUUUGUAAAUUUAUAUAUCUGAAUGUCUUGCAUUCCUCAUUUAUAACUCUUAUCACUUAUCCUCCAAUUUAACCUGUUAAAAGCGAGUGUGUGUAAAACCAAAUGUUCUUAAAUAAUAUUGUGUGAAAUUAAUUCACGGGGAACUUAAAUCCAGUUCGUUGAAAAAUAUCUAAAAACACAAAAUAUAAGAAAAGCAAAAAUGCCUUUUCAAAGAAUCGAACCAGGGUCUCUGCACUGACGAAGUCAACACUAAACCACUACGCUAUUACCCUAAACGGAUAAAGAAUGAGUAAUUGCUUAGGUAGAUAAAGAUUUAGGCGAUAAAUACAUCCAGUAUCUUUUUGUAUAAGAAUUAUUGACAACCCUAUUUGUCAAUUUUUAUGAAAGGAAUAGCGAAC